Molecule: messenger RNA, 1257 nt
Organism: Candidozyma pseudohaemuli
Lineage: Eukaryota; Fungi; Ascomycota; Pichiomycetes; Serinales; Metschnikowiaceae
Exons: 2
Coding region: 1-1257 (418 amino acids)
Source: RefSeq, a predicted model, not a curated record
AUGAAAUCCGCCAUAUUUCUGGAGCAGGAGCGGCCUUCUAAACCCCGAGGGUUUCGCCGUUCGCUUUCGCUGAAAAAGGCAAAGUCUCUGCUGCCCUUUUCGCCGUCUACAGCACCUUCCAACUCGCCAGCACCUACCACGCCCGUUCUGGCUCCCAAGACGUUGCCGUGGAACGUCGACGAUAUGGUAUCGCUGUACGUCACGCUGGGACAGCUACCGCAACUUCUCUCGCCGACAUUGCCACCCCAAUUCGCCAAACCAGACUUUAUGGGGUCCUACGAAAACGACGAAAACGACCCGUCUGAUAACGACGACGAGCCGUCCAGACUGAGCAAUGGCUCGGAUAUCGACAACUUGCCCAUUCUGCUUCUUUCGCCCACGCUACCGACGAUGUUCGAGCCCAAGGCGGAAAACACGCCUGAGGUUCAGGGGAAACUGCCCAAGAAGGCUUCACCCAGGGGCAGGGUGCGUUUCAUCAACAAACUCAGCGACCCGAAGAAGCCACGUUUCCUCGUUAGAAUGUCGCUACCGCUGGCGGCGCUCAGAAACGUUCACCCUAAACCGCUCAAGGGGUUGGGCAUCAUAGAGGCUGGCUCGAAACCCAGCAGCCCUGGCCAGAAGAAGGAGCCGGUGCUUUUCUGGCAAAAACAGGCCAAAUCCGCCAGCGCCCAUGCUGACCGCGUCAGGGCCAAAGACCCGCUUUUCUCCGUCGUGAUCCAGUUCGACUGGAUGCUCUGCCUAGCGAUUGCUAGUGACUACGAGGAAAAGGCCACAAGCAGCAGCGCCGAGCGCAUCUGGGGCGUCUACGUUGACGGCAUCCCGCCGUUUGUUUCUCGUAUCGAGAAGUACAUCAAGACACACAACGUCCAGGACAAGAAAAAGGCGUAUUUGACGUUUCUUGUGGGCGUUCUCACCAACCUCAAAGCGCUUGCAAUCAAGCGUAUAACCAAGAGUCUCCGGAACGCUGCCGAGACUCUGGACUCCAGAAACAAGACCGUCGAGCUUCAAGCUCAAAUCAUCGACCACCAUCAAACAAUUUCAGAAACACUCGCUGAAGCACAAUCGUUUUUCACACUUUGCCCUUCUCCAUCCACAGUUUUCCCCAAAAGCUGGCACAAUAGAGCCACGCCGGUUCAAAAAGCCAACACCGAUCUACCGCUUCAUCCAGCUCUGGACAAGUACUACGCUCCUCUAGGGUGCUACUCAGACCUACGGGAUGCCUGUGGAUAUCUAUAUUGCUGUCUCCGGGAUGAAUGA